Pterocles gutturalis (yellow-throated sandgrouse) is the source of this 564-nucleotide messenger RNA. Its product is annotated as bone sialoprotein 2-like. The annotation marks the transcript as partial. The record is from RefSeq and is a predicted model, not a curated record. Gene Ontology annotation, biological process: bone mineralization; ossification; cell adhesion. NCBI's taxonomy places the organism in Eukaryota, Metazoa, Chordata, Aves, Pterocliformes, Pteroclidae. Gene Ontology annotation, cellular component: extracellular region. The transcript has 2 exons.
GGCAAGGGGUGCCAAGGGCCCCAAAACGGGGGCAGGAAUGGUGCUGCUGGCAAGGGGGGUGACUCUGAAAAUGAAGACAGCGAUGAGAAUGAGGAGGAGGAGGAAGAGGAGGAGGAAGAAGAAGAAGAAGUAGCUGAGAAUGAGAACGGCAUCAACGGCACGAGCACCAACACCACGGAGGGGACAGAUGGAGCUCACGGCAACGGCACCACGGCUGAGGAGGAAGAGGAGGAAGAAGAAGAAGAAGAGGAAGAGGAGGAGGAAGAGGAGGAGGAAACUGAAGCCACCACUGUCGCCAGCACCACCGGUGAAGAAGGGCUGUCCCAGGCGACCACGGUGGCAGAUGGGGGACCCACGGAUGCCACCACCAUUGCAGAGCAGUGGGAGUAUGAGGUGACAGCUGGGGGCCACGCCCGGGGGGACGAGGGCACCACCGAUGGCAGCUAUGGGGAGCAGGACGAGUAUGCCCGCGGGGACAGCUACCGGGCUUACGAGGACGAGUACGGCUACUACAAGGGGCAUGGCUACGACGUGUAUGGCCAGGAUUACUACUACAGCCAGUGA